Messenger RNA from Aptenodytes forsteri (emperor penguin), 5919 nucleotides. RefSeq lists its product as uncharacterized. Bases 1 to 5919 code for a protein of 1972 amino acids. Gene Ontology annotation, cellular component: extracellular matrix. Lineage: Eukaryota; Metazoa; Chordata; Aves; Sphenisciformes; Spheniscidae. Gene Ontology annotation, molecular function: protein binding. The transcript has 5 exons. The record is from RefSeq and is a predicted model, not a curated record.
AUGGAGCAGGGAGGCUGGUGGCGGUGGCUGCUGCUGCUGGUGGGCAUCCAGCUGGCUGGUGGCCAGUGCCCAGAGCAGUGCCAGUGUGUCCGCACCGCCCAGGUGGAGUGCUCCGGCGCUGGCAUCACCACGGUCCCCAGCCCCAUCCCCGCGAAUGCCAUGACCCUCCAGAUCAUCAACACGCAUAUUGCUGAGCUGGGCGACGCGUCCUUCGGCAACGCCUCCCUGCUGAUCGGGCUGCGCAUCGAGAAGAACAACCUGUCGCGCAUCAGCCCCGGGGCCUUCCAGCACCUGCCCGACCUGCGCUACCUCAGCCUGGCCAGCAACAAGCUGCAGGAGCUCCCUGUGCAGGUCUUCGAGCCCCUGGACAAGCUGGAGUCGCUGCUUCUCUCCAGCAACCAGAUCCUCCAGGUCGAGCCUUCCCACUUUGCCCACCUGAGCAACCUCAAGGAGCUACAGCUGCACGGGAACAACCUGCAGGAGCUGAAGGAGGGGGUGUUUGACGAGCUCACCAGCCUCACCAAGCUCAACCUGGCCAGGAACAACAUCGACCGCCUGCCGCCCCGGGCCUUUGAGCGGCUGGCACGGCUGCAGGUGCUGCGGCUCUAUGAGAACCGGCUCCGGCAGAUCCCGGCAGGUGCCUUCGACGGGCUGCCGGAGCUGCAGGAGCUGGGGCUGCACCAGAACCAGCUGGAGACGUUGUCCCCAGAGCUCUUCAUGCACAACGGGAACCUGCAGAAGCUCUACCUGUCCAACAACCUCCUCGCCGCCCUGCCGAGUGGCGUCUUCUUGCCUCUGCGCGCCCUUGCCAAGAUCACCCUGCACGUCAACCGUCUGCGGGACAUCUCCCCUGGUGCCUUUGGGCCCAUGCCCGACCUCCGGGAGCUGUGGCUCUAUGAGAACGAGCUUUCCACCCUCCCCACCGCUGUCUUCAGCAACCUCACCCAGCUGCAGCUCCUGGUCCUCAGCAAGAACCGGCUGCGCUCGGUGGCGCCAGGGGCUUUCCGGGGCUUGGGGGAGCUGCUGGAGCUGUCGCUGCACUCCAAUGCCCUGCGCCGCCUGGAUGCCCAGGCACUGGAGGGGCUGCCCAAGCUGCAAAACAUCUCCCUGCACCACAACCAGCUGCAGGUGCUGCCACGGGGCCUCUUCGGGGCCACUCCAGGGCUGCGGCACCUGCAGCUGCACUCCAACGCCUUGGAUACCCCACUCCCCACUCACCCCUCUGAGGCAGCAUUGCCAGAGGGUGCCUGGACGGAGCCCCCCAUGGGGCUGCCGGUCUCCCCCCAGGAGGAGGAGGAGAAGGAAGAAGAGGAGGAGGAGAGGGGGCAGUGGGGGCUGACGCGCAUGCAGAGCGGGGUGGUGGUGGCAGUCAUCGUGCUGUGCUACGACACCUCCAAAGUCUUCUGCUCGGAGGAAAGGAUGCGGGAGAUCCCGGCGGGCCUGCCAGGGAACGCCACCCAGCUCUUCUUCGUGGAGACAGCCCUGAACAGUGUCCGCAGCGGGGCCCUGGGCUCCAGCACCACCCUCACCAAGCUGGUCUUCCUCAACAACGACAUCCAGGAGCUGGAGCCUGGCGCCUUUCGGGGGCUGCCCAGCCUCACUGAGCUGGAGGUGUCGGGCAACCCCUUGCCAGCGGUCAGCCCAGGGGUGCUGGUGGGGCUGCCCAGCCUCAGCAAGCUCUCCCUGGGUGCCAACGCCAUCCGCUCCCUGCAGCCAGGGCUCUUUGCCACUGCCUGCCGCCUGCAGGACCUGCGCUUGCCAGGGAACAAGAUCGAGGUGCUACCUCUUGGCAUCUUCUGCCCGCUCCAGCACCUCCAGACCCUGGACCUCUCACAGAACGUCUUGGCCGAGCUGCCGGCCAGGCUGCUGGCCCCCCUCGCCACCCUCCGCCUCCUCAAGCUCAGUGACAACCUGCUGACACAGGUGCCCCCCGGUGCUUUUGGGGCGCUGAACCAGCUGGCCGAGCUCCACCUGGACGGUAACCGGCUGGAGAAGCUGCCAGUCGGUGCCUUCACCGGGCUGGGAAGGCUGCGGCGGCUGCAGCUGCAGCACAAUGCCCUGGGCAGCCUGGCCCCCGACAUCUUUGCUGCCCUCCCCAACCUCACCGUCCUCAGCUUGGAGGGCAACCACCUGGCCACCCUGCCCGCCGCCCUCCUUGCUGACACCCCACACCUCCUCCACCUCUCGCUGGCCCGCAACCGGCUGGAGACGCUGCCCCAGGGACUCUUCACCAACCUGUCAGUGCUGCAGACCCUGGCACUCUCGCACAACGCCAUGGUCAAUCUCCCCACUGGGGUUUUCCAGGGGCUGGCGGGGCUGGUGGCGCUGCAGCUGAGCCACAACAACCUCUCCAGCCUGCCGCCCGGGCUGCUGGCUGGGCUGCCGCUCCUGGCCUCCCUGGGGCUGGACCACAACCGCCUGGCUGGCCUGCCCCCAGGGCUCUUUGAUGCCAACAAGGAGCUGGUGCGUGUGGGGCUGGCCGACAACCCCUGGGCCUGCGACUGCCGCCUGGCCUAUCUCCUGGGCUGGCUGCAGGGCUCUGCCGAACCCCUCAUCCACACACAAGCCUCCUGUGCCAGCCCAGCGACCCUCCGGGGACGGUCCCUGCUGGAGGUCCCCCAGGGGCAGCUGGAGUGCCCGGGAGAGCCCAGCAUCCCCCCGGAGGAGGGCUGGGAUGGGGUGCCAGGGGAGGAUGCUCUGGGGCAGUGCACCUACAGCAACCCUGAGGGCACCGUAAGCAUGGCCUGCGAUACCAAGAGCUGCCAGCGGCUCAGCCUUCGCCUCCCUCCUCUUCCUACUCCCAGGCAGGUGGUGGGGCUGGGGCCAGCGUACCAGGGCGCCUGGGUGCUGCGCUCCCGCUGCGGCACGCUGCAGGUCAGCAUCCUCAUCAUGGCGCAGAGCGGGGAUGAGGCCAUGUCACCAGGUCUCCCCCCUGUCACCGGCCCCACCUCCUUCCCCGUUUCCCUCGGCAGUGCAGAGACCCAGCCGCAGCCCGGCACCGACCCCCAGGGCACGGGGUUUAGUGUGGGGUUUUCGAGGGAGACGUGGGGGGAGCGCUGCCAACUGCCCAACGAGGGGCACGGGCUGCCUGGCUGCAGGCUUUUCUUCCUCUCCUUCCACCCCCAUAAAUGCCAAGAUCAAAUCCUGGGUGAAGAUCUAUAUGAAAUGCCCAAAGACUACCAGGAGGUCUACAGAGGGACAAAAAAUGACGUCAAAGAGAUCCCAAAGAUUGCAAAGCCCUUCAUUUCUGAGAUGAUCUUUGUGCAAACCAGCAUCACUGCUAUAAGGAAAGGUGCCUUCAGGUACAUGCCCAACCUGAUCAAGAUUUUGUUUAUUGGCAACAAGAUCAAGACAGUUGAACCCGGAGCCUUUGAUAGUUUGGAGAAGCUGAGGGACUUGGAGAUAUCUGGUGCCUCGUUAGAAGAACUAGCUGUGGGCACUUUCCAAAACCUCCCAAGCUUGCAGAGGCUGGAGCUGAGAGAUAGUCACCUCAGAUACAUCCCCAAAGGCCUGUUUGAUGGGCUGGAAAAUUUGGGAGAGCUCUCCCUGCACAUCAAUGCAAUCCCUUCUCUUCCAGAAGGAGUUUUUGAUUCUCUCGUCAAUCUAACAUUUUUGGAUCUGGCUAGAAACAGGAUCACGACUCUUCCUGGGGAUGCCUUUAGCAAACUCCCCCGUCUGCGAGUUCUCCGGCUGUAUGAGAAUGAGUUGCAGGACCUCCCAGAGGGGCUGCUAGACAGUCAGCUGGAGCUGCUGGAGCUCAGCCUCCAGAGGAACAGGCUCAGGGUGCUGCCACCCAUGCUCCUGAGGAGCCUGUCUCAAUUGGAGAAACUCCUCUUGGACAACAACCUCAUUGGGGUUCUCCCACCUCAGGGCUUUUUUGGUUUAAACAAAUUGAAGCUGCUGACUCUGGGUUCAAACAACAUUACGGAGCUCCCCUGCUGCCUUUUUGACACCAUGCCACACCUGCGGGAGCUGGACCUGGGCAGGAACAGUUUGGCCACACUUCCAGACGGCAUCUUUGUCAACCUCACAUCUCUUGGCAAACUCAUCUUGUCCCACAACCAGCUAGCAGCCCUACCAAGAGGAGCCUUCACUGGGCUCAGCAAGCUCUCAGACCUCCAGCUGGACACAAAUCAGCUCUCUGCUCUGGAUGAUGAGGUCUUUGCUUCUCUCCCAAAUCUGAAAACCCUCAACCUUCGGAAGAAUCAGCUGGAGAGUGUCCCCCGAGGUCUCCUGGACCCCCUGAAGAAGCUCAGCUCAGUGUAUCUGAGUGGGAACCCGUGGAGAUGUGACUGUAACCUCUGCUACCUGCACAGCUGGAUCCUGGGCAACAGUGAGAAGGUCAAAUUGUCCACCCAACUGUCAUGCAAGAGUCCACCCCACCUGGCAGGGCAAGCAGUGACAUCGUUGAGGGACGACCACUUAAUUUGCCCAGCUACUCUGCCUCUUUCAGCUGCUUUUACCUCAUCUCUGCCAUUCACUUCCACAUCAUCACAAGGGAUGUCAACCUUGCUGUCACCUGGAGCCUUGCCCACGGCAGCGCCAACCAUGCUGUCAUUGGCAGCCUUUCCCAUCAUGGCACUGCCAACCAUGCUGUCGCCUGUGGCCACCUCUGCCACAUUGCCAACCAUGCCAACAGAGGCCUUCUUCACUGCUCCGUCACCAACCAUGCCAUCUAAGGCCUUCAUCACCACCCCAUCAUCAGCUGUGCUGCUGAAGGCUUUCAUCACCACCCCAUCACCAACUGUGCUGCCCAAAACCUCCAUCACCACACCAUCACCAACCAUGCUGCCAAAGGCCUCCAUCACCACCCCAUCAUCAGCUGUGCUGCUGAAGGCUUCCAUCACCACCCCAUCAUCAGCUGUGCUGCUGAAGGCUUCCAUCACCACCCCAUCAUCAGCUGUGCUGCUGAAGGCCUCCAUCACCACCCCAUCACCAACUGUGCGUCCGAAGGCCUCCAUCAACACACUGUCACCAACUGUGCUGCCCAAGGCUUCCAUCAACACACCAUCACCAACUGUACUGCCAGAGACCUCCAUCAGCACACCAUUGCCAAUUGUACUGCCAGAGACCUCCAUCAACACACCAUCACCAGCUGUGCUGCUAAAGGCCUCCAUUGUCACCCCAUCAUCAACCAUACUGCCCAAGACUUCCAUCACCACCCUAUCGCCAGCUGUGCCACAGGAAGCCUUCAGCCUGUGCCCAACUCCAUCCAUCAUAAGCCUACAGCCUCCUGGGGCCACCAGCCCAGAGCCUGCACUGUCCGCUCUAGCUUCUGCCACCACACCGGUGCCAACCAGCCUGCUGGCAGCCACCACCAGACAAGUGCCUCCUGCUCUUAUGGUGCCCACGGAGAGGCCAGCCACCAUCCCAUGGGGGACACCCAGCAUUUCUCUUGUCUCAGUCCCUCCCACGGCACUCUGGCCACCCCUCAGAACUGCUGCUCCAGGCAUGGUCCCGCUGGCCUCGCAAUCCCCGUCCCACCAGCCUCCUGCACCAGACGGGGAGCGGGUCCAUGCCACUGUGCGGGGCUUGUCCAUGGUUGGCACCCAGCCCACUCCCACUGCCCCCCAACAUGCUCCCACCCCUGCAGGCACCAUCCUGCUCCCGACGCCUCCCGUCCCCCCGCCGCCAGACCAUAUGAGCCCCUGGCCGGCCUCCCCACCCCUGGCCCCCAGGAGCCGUCAUACCUGGGGCUUCACCCUGCGGUCCAGCCCACGGCACUGCCGGGUGUCCCUGUUCCUGGGCCUGGCUGCGCUGGUGCUGCAGGCAGGCUGCAUGCUGCUAUGGGGGAUGCUCGCCCUUCUCCUUCACCAAGCCACCUGCCACCAGGGCCAGCCCAUGCUGCCGGUGAGGCUGCUGAGUCUCCGAGCCCUGGCUGCCCCGGGGUCCCCCGAGCAAGCCUGGGCACCGCUUUGA